Paramecium octaurelia is the source of this 265-nucleotide messenger RNA. The record is from the annotation of a GenBank genome assembly. NCBI's taxonomy places the organism in Eukaryota, Ciliophora, Oligohymenophorea, Peniculida, Parameciidae.
AUGUUUGAGAUAAUUGGGUAUUAAAAAUAUUAAAUAUCUAGAUUUUCUAAGGCUAAAUCUAAUUGCGAAAUGGAAAGAUGUUUUUAAAAAAAAUAUAUCGUGCAAAUAGAUUUAUUUAUUUAGAAAAUUACCAAUAGAUCAAAGCUGAUAUUUGCACUAUUGAAUUCUGUAAUUAAAUGCUAGUCUAAUUAGUACUAUUAAUUAUAAUAUUAUGUUAAUUAGUAAAUUUACAUUCAAGUUCAGCAUAUUCAUUUAAAGAAUGUGA